GAGCACCAUCUUCUUAUUCCCCGGAGCUUUCGUCCGCCACAGAACCAGAGCAAACCUGUAAGAAAGAGACUAUUUGUUCCCUCGAAAUUGCGCAUGAAAUACCCUUUUACACACCCAGUAUCGGCAUAAAGUUUGGGUUGGUUCAAAAAAUGGAGCCUGUGUCGAAUGGGGAAGAACCCACUUCAUUGGAUGACCUUUGCAAUAUCGAUUUGGUGCCAUCGGAGUUGUUCCUCAAGUUUCGAAAAGAAAUCGAGGGGGUUCGAAUUGGUCUCAAUUUAGAGUUCUACAAUGCCCCCACCAAUGAUUUCCAAACAAAGCUUGUGUUGAAGCCUUUAUCCCCUGAUAGAAGGUGGAAAUUUGUAUAUGAGCCUAUUCGUUCUGAGGUUCGAGUUCUUUCGAAAAAGAUCCCUGUUACCAAAUUUCUCAAUCUCCAGGUUGGUUUAGGCCAUAAUUUUAAAUUGAAUGCAAUUUGUUGGAAAUGGAAGCUUACCACCUGUUUGGGUGGGGAUGGGAUAUCCCGAAUUCAGAACAAGACAUCACUUGGUUUGUUUCCUGGCAUGGAUUUGCGUUUUGCUUGGAGAGCUGAUUAUAUUCUUCCAGAAGUUAGCGGGGCUCUAGGUACCAAGGAAUCAUUAUUCAACAUGAAUUCAGGACGGUUGCAAGCAUCACUAGAUAGAGUUGAGGCCAUUCUGACCUAUCCAUCUGAUUUGUGGUCAAAAGACUCUUCAUGGUAUGUCAAUCUUCACAUUUUCUUUAUGACCAUAUUACAAACUGGCUUUUGACAUACCAUAAUGACUUGUGGGAUAGGAAAUCUUCACUAACAUAAAACCUUUUUCUUCAA
Molecule: messenger RNA, 841 nt
Organism: Rubroshorea leprosula
Lineage: Eukaryota; Viridiplantae; Streptophyta; Magnoliopsida; Malvales; Dipterocarpaceae
Source: the annotation of a GenBank genome assembly